This is a messenger RNA of Acanthopagrus latus (yellowfin seabream), 3385 nucleotides long. RefSeq names its product UDP-glucuronosyltransferase 2A1-like. NCBI's taxonomy places the organism in Eukaryota, Metazoa, Chordata, Actinopteri, Spariformes, Sparidae. The coding region runs from base 758 to 2380 and encodes 540 amino acids. Gene Ontology annotation, molecular function: UDP-glycosyltransferase activity. The transcript is spliced from 7 exons. The record is from RefSeq and is a predicted model, not a curated record.
UCAGUCGCCACAUUUAUCAUUUUUAACGCUGUGAUCGGCGAGAUAUGAACGUUUCAUGAAUCACACGUGAACUCUGAGCUCAGAUGAUUUCUGCGUUAGACUGAUAAACGAUGUUUGACUGUUGUUGAAUCUUUACAGAUUUAAUUGAGUCAGCAGUUAAUAAUUCUUUAUUGUUUAUUUAUAACAUUCAGUCUGCUGACGCAGUAAACCUUCAACAUCACAUCAACUCUCUCUAGCUCAGCACAGAUAAACGUUAUAUCAUUGAGUCAACGUCUGAACCAAUCAGCUGUUAGAUCAGCGGGCAGCCAGGUGUUUCCCAUCAUGCAGUGCGGUCCUGCAGUCAGUGCGGAGCAGCUGCAGCGCCUCCUCCCGUCAGAUUACCGUCGAAACGUGUGCAUGACGUCAGAGCAAGUCGGGAUCAAGUCGGAAAUUAAUCUAACCAGCAUGCAUUGGGUGUGAUCGCCGCUGAUCGAUUCUGCGCAUGCUCGGCUGCAGUGAGUCAACAUACACCCCCGCUGAUUGGACGGUUCGUGGCGUGAGGAGGGCGGGGUUUGUUUAGAAACGGUAAGCAGUGAAGCAGCAGCUGAUUGGUUCUUUGACAGUUUCGUCAGUGACGUCACUUCAGGGAACUCAGCAGGAAAUUACCAGAGUGUCACACUAGAAAGUAAAGUCACUGUCCAAUCAGAGUGCAGCUCUUAUCUGACAGACCUUUGAUCAGCUGCACUCUGCAGUCAGUGUGAGUUGUUGUCAGAGCGAGAUGAAGGGUUGCCCUCCUCCUCCUCGUCUUCGUCUUCUUCUUCUUCUUCUUCCCUCCUUCUUCCUCCCUCAUCUUCACGCUCCAGUUGAUGGCGGCCAUGUUCUGGUUUUUCCAGGCGAGUACAGCCAUUGGUUGAACAUGCGGAACAUCAUGGAGGAGCUGGUGAAGAGGAACCACUCUGUCACCGUGUUGGUCCCCGACGCCUCGCCGUCAGUCGGCUACAACAACAGCCGAGAUGCCGCCAAGUUCAACUUUCUGGUUUUCAAGGUCCCGUUCAGUCGGGCGGAGCUUCACGGCCUCACGGAGGAGUUAAUCUACUUCGCCAUGUACGAGUCUCACGUCUCGUCUCCACUCACGAAGUUCCUGAAGGCUCGUGAUUGGCUGAGCCGGUCUGUCGGCCUCGGGAUGCAGCAGUGUGACUCCAUGUUGAAGAACGAGCAGCUGAUGGUGACGUUGCGGGACGCUGCGUUCGACGCCGUGCUGCUCGACCCGAUGGUGAUGUGUGGUGACCUGGUGGCCGACGUGCUCGGCUUGCCCCUCAUCAUCUCCCUUCGCUUCUCCCUCGGCGGGGUCUUGGAGCGCCACUGUGGCCAUGCGCCGGCGCCGCCGUCCUACAUCCCGCCAGCUCCGCUGCCGUAUGGCGACCACAUGACGUUUGUGGAGCGGCUGAUCAGCGUUGUGACGUACGUGUGGCUGUCAGUGAUGAUGGAGGUGUUCUGGAGGCUGACGCUGGAUCAGUAUUACAGUGAGGUCAAAGGAAGUCCCAGCAGCGCCUGCUCCACUCUGGGGAACGCUGACAUCUGGCUCAUCAGGACCUUCUGGGACUUGGAGACGCCGCGGCCGAUCCCACCCAACUUCAAAUACGUGGGCGGUCUGCACUGCAAACCAGCCAAUCAGCUGCCAGAGGACUUGGAGGCCAUCGUGCAGAGUUCAGCUGACGCCGGUGUGGUGGUAGUUUCCUUUGGCUCCAUGGUAACCAACCUAACGGCGGAGCGGGCUGAUGUCAUCGCCACCGCCUUUGGUCAAAUCCCACAGAAGGUGAUCUGGAGGUUCAGCGGAGACACGCCCACAAUGCUGGCAGCAAACACCAAGCUCUCUGAUUGGAUCCCUCAGAACGACCUGUUGGGUCACCCAAAGACAAAAGCGUUUGUGACGCACGGCGGCACCAACGGUUUGUAUGAGGCCGUGUAUCACGGUGUGCCGCUAGUCGGAAUCCCACUGUUUGGGGAUCAGCCUGAUAACCUUGCACGUCUGAGUCGCCGUGGGGCCGCCAUCGUCCUCGACUUCAACCGUCUGACCUCUGAUGAGCUGACAGAGGCGCUGCUCGCCGUCAUCAACGAGCCGAGCUACAAGUCCAACAUGGAGCGGCUGUCAGUGCUUCAUCGUGACCAGCCGGUGGCGCCACUGAGCACCGCUGUCUUCUGGGUGGAGUUUGUGAUGCGACACAGUGGAGCACCACACCUGCACCUGGCGUCACAUGACCUGACCUGGUUCCAGUAUUACAGCUUGGACACUGGCGCCGCCCUGCUGGGCGCCAUGCUGAUCGCCACCACCAUCGUCUGGGGCAGCAUCCGCUUCUUCCUGCGAUGCAGCAGCCAGCGACGAAGAGAGAAGAAUGACUGAAGAUGAGAAGAGUUUGAUGAACUAAUAAAUAAUGGAAUAUUUCAGAUCCUUCAUGUAAACAAACUGUUGUCCAUCAGCAGCAGGCAUCUCCACGCCACAGACAGAAGAAGAGCAGCAGAGCAAACAGGAAGUCAGAAGUAAACAUUAUUUUGUUUGUGGUUGUUAAAGUAAACAAAAUCGGUUCAGUGUCGUCACAAAGCUGCUCCUGUCCAAUCUAAUCGUCAUUGGUAGAAGUCUUUUGAAGGUAAUCAGAUUACAACCGAUGUAUUCUCAGUAACUUUAUUUUCACACAAAAACACAAAUCAGCUGAUUUCAGGUGUUAUUUUUAUUUUGUACAAAAACAGAACAGAACAGAAGCUCUGCCCCUCCAAUCAGAAACAGGAAAAUGAUAAAGUUUCAUUUUCAAAUAGUCUUUUAACACAGAUCAGAUCAAUCACACAAUAAUACUGAUCAGCUGGACUUUUGGUCACCAUGGUAACAACCAAUCAGUCAGAAGCAGAAAAACAAAAAACAUUUGAGUUUUACAGGAAGCAAAAUUUCUUUCAAUGUAUUAAAAAAUGGCAGCAGGAGUGAAAGAGUGAAAACACUUAAAAGUAAAAACAAAAACAAGACUCUUUAAAUGUUUUAAUAGAGUCUGUACAAGAAGUGAAAUACAAAAUAAAACUAAAAAGAGAAAUAAAUAAACAAAGCUGGACAAGUUUUAUUUCACAAAAAUCAUCUAAAAAUUAAACUAAAAUCUGGAGUCUGAACCUUUCACAAUAAAAUAAACAAUGAUUGGAGAAAAAUGAAAUAAAUGUCCUGCUGAUCAUCAUCAUGCGACCUUUCAGCGGCCACGCCCCUCAUGUUGGCUACCCACAGAGAGGAUUCUGGGAAAUGAAGAGUGAACGCUAAGAAGAGAUUACACAGUAAAAAUUAAGUUACAUUUUCUGUUUUAACACCUUUACCUGUGAUGUCACUUCCCUUUUACCACAGGAUCAUCAAAAUAAAAGUUUGGAUCAAACUCAC